ACUGUAGAAAAUUACAAAAAUGCCGAUAAAGAUAAAGCCCAUCGUACAUUUAUUAAUACUUUAAAAAGUAUUAAAGACGAUGAAUCGUGUGCACCUGCAAUACAUGAUAGGGCUCAAGAACUUUUAGAUAAUAAAGAU
Molecule: messenger RNA, 138 nt
Organism: Racocetra persica
Lineage: Eukaryota; Fungi; Glomeromycota; Glomeromycetes; Diversisporales; Gigasporaceae
Source: the annotation of a GenBank genome assembly